AUGGUGUCAACCAUGUCUCUUUUCGCCGCUACGGCUACUGCCGUGGUUUGCCUGUUCUCGACCCACGUCGAUGCCCACGGCUACACGUUGAUUCCAGAAGCCGUCCCUUUAGUAGAGCACAAGAAAGAUAAGAAAAUAUCGUCGUGGAUUGUCCAGAUCGAGCCGCAGUUCAUCGACUCGAAGCUGUACGGAGCGGACUGUGAAUACUCCGACCCGAAGGCUGAUCCGAAGACUUCACCAUCGGACGGCACUGCCACGUUCUCGCGAGGAAUUGCUCACCACGGCCCCUGUGAGAUCUGGCUGGACGACAAGAUGGUGCUCCACGACGACGACUGCGAAAAAACAUUUGGAACCGCCGACUACAUGACUCAGAAAUCGGUGCUCAAGCCAAUUGACUACUCGUCGUGUUCGACCAGUGGUUGCAUGUACCGAUUCUAUUGGAUUGCAUUCCAAGGAAGCGAUAACGGAUACGUCAGGCAGAUUUAUAGACACUGCGUACCGUUGACGGGACCACCUGCUGGUCAAGCGAGCACAGCGAUCACGAGCGCUGGUUCGGCUGCACCUAAUAUGACCCAAACUUCGACUGACAACGCGGCUUCAGAGGCAGCAGCCAACAAGGCCCACAGCAAUGAGAACGAUGCCCCGAAAGGUACGGAAGCCACAGUGAUGGGAACGGAUGGACCUGCUACUGCGACGCUGACUUCGGCCGCAACGCCAGCAGCGAAUGAAAAGCGCAAGGCCCCUCACAAGCCCGCUCCUAAGAAUGGGAAAGCCACUCCCGUGGGCUAUGCUGCAUCGGCAGGUGUCGGAGAUGGAAAGCGAGCUUAUUGUGGAAAAUAUGAAGCAUGCGAAGAAACACAAAGUCACUGUCAGCAACACAUCGAUAUGUGCCGUGUCAAGGUGCAAAGUUUUGUUACGUAUUGCCACAAGACUGAAUUGAACAAUACGGACGACUUGGAUAUUCUCGAGGAAGUUAUCAGAGCAAAAGCCUACACUGGGCUAGAAGAAGACAGCUCUGCAUUUUCGUUUUCGAGCAACAUGAAUUGUAAUGGAGACAUCAAUAUUGUGCGGCGGUGGCUUGCGGACCCAGAUGUCGAGCAAUUUGGAGAGUAUUUUCUGCAGCAGUGGCUGACGGGAAAGUUUGUGAAAUGGCAGUGCUUCCGUACGCCUGUUGGUUGGGUCACAACAAACAAUCCCGUGGAAACGUUCAAUGCCAAGCUGAAUAAAACCUACACUUUGCGGGAGCGAAUGCUAAUGGGGUCUUUGCUUGGUCAACUUCAACCGGAGGAUGGUCAGUGGAUCAAACUACUCGCACUUGCCCGUGUAAAUGCUUUUUCCACAAAGGCCAGUGUGUACAUCUUCUCUUCGCCUCCUAUACAAGGUUUGCCGGUGCAACAAAAGAAAACCUUAGAAGAUCAGAUCGCAGAAGCAGCCGAAGCAGACCAGUCCAAACGUCCGAUCCUUAACGGUCCUGCUUUAUCUUUGUUGUAG
Phytophthora nicotianae INRA-310 is the source of this 1491-nucleotide messenger RNA. RefSeq lists its product as hypothetical. Bases 1 to 1491 code for a protein of 496 amino acids. NCBI's taxonomy places the organism in Eukaryota, Oomycota, Peronosporomycetes, Peronosporales, Peronosporaceae. The transcript is spliced from 9 exons. The record is from RefSeq and is a predicted model, not a curated record.